CCGGGCCGGAGCGGGCGCAGCCGAAGCCGAUCGGAGAACGGGUUGCUGGGGUCGGGGGGGCGCGAGGCAUGGCGCAGGGGACUCAAGAGGGUGCUCGGACCAGAGGGCACGGCGUGGGUCAAGGGGCGGCGGCGAGGAUGCCUGGGAGUUGCGGCUCAAGCCCCGUCCAGUGCAGAUUGAGGGGAGGUCCCCCGGCUCACACCGCCCGUCCCGCGCAGAUGGCGGCGGCGGCGGCGGAGGCGGUGCACCACAUCCACCUGCAGAACUUCUCGCGGUCCCUGCUCGAGACCCUCAACGGGCAGCGGCUGGGCGGGCACUUCUGUGACGUGACGGUCCGCAUCCGAGAGGCCUCGCUGCGUGCCCACCGCUGCGUGCUGGCCGCCGGCUCGCCCUUCUUCCAGGACAAGCUGCUGCUCGGCCACUCGGAGAUCCGCGUGCCACCGGUGGUGCCCGCGCAGACGGUGCGCCAGCUCGUCGAGUUCCUCUACAGCGGCUCGCUGGUGGUGGCGCAGGGCGAGGCGCUGCAGGUGCUCACCGCCGCGUCGGUGCUGCGCAUCCAGACGGUCAUAGACGAGUGCACACAGAUCAUCGCCCGCGCCCGCGCCCCCGCGCCAGGCGCUCCCGCGCCCCCGCCCGCGCCCGUGCCGCCGCCGCUGGCGCCCGCGCAACUGCGCCACCGCCUGCGGCACCUGCUGGCGGCUCGGCCCCCGGGUCCCCCCGGCGCCGCGCACCCGCGCAAGCAGCGCCAGCCGGCGCGCCUGCAGCUGCCCGCGCCCCCCGCGCCCGCCAAGGCGGAGAGCGCGGCCUCCGACCCCGCGCUGACCGCGGACGACGGCGCGGACGAUGACGACGACGAGGCCGACGACGAGACCGACGGCGAGGACGGCGAGGGCAGCGGCCCCGGGGAGAUCCAGGCGCCCCCCGCCUUCCCCGACUGCGCCGCGGGCUUCCUGCCCGCCGCGGCGGAUGGCACGCGGGAGGAGCCGUCCGUGCCCGCCGGCCUCUCGGAUUACAGCGGGCCCGGCAGGGACUUCCUCCGGGGGACCUCGGCCGCCGAGGACGUGUUCCCCGACGGCUACGUCUCCGCCUGGCAAGAGGGCGAUCAGGCUGCCCCCGAAGGCUGUCCGGCCGAGACCCCUGCCCCUCCCGACUGCGUCCUGUCGGGGCCCCGCCCACCUGGCGUGAAGACCCCCGGGCCGCCCGUGGCGCUUUUCCCCUUCCACCUGGGAGCCCCCGGGCCGCCGGCGCAACCCCCUCCCGCGCCCUCGGGGCCGGCCCCCGCGCCCCCGCCCGCCUUCUACCCAGCGCUGCAGUCGGACGCAGCUCCCAGCGCGCCACUAGGGGAGGCCCCGGCCCCAGCGGCUGCGCCCCCCGUGGCCCCCUCGACCACUCCCGCGCGCGCCCCAGGUGCCGAGCCGCCCGCCUACGAGUGCAGCCACUGCCACAAGACGUUCAGCUCUCGAAAAAACUACACCAAGCACAUGUUCAUCCACUCGGGGGAGAAGCCCCACCAGUGCGCCGUGUGCUGGAGAUCCUUCUCGCUGCGUGACUACCUGCUCAAGCACAUGGUCACGCACACUGGCGUGCGCGCCUUCCAGUGCGCCGUCUGCGCCAAGCGCUUCACGCAGAAAAGCUCGUUGAACGUGCACAUGCGCACCCACCGGCCGGAGCGCGCGCCCUGCCCCGCCUGCGGCAAGGUCUUCUCGCACCGCGCGCUGCUGGAGCGCCACCUGGCCGCGCACCCUGCGCCCUGAUGCGGGCCUGGGCCCUGUCCGCGCCCCGUGGGGUUGGCCUCGCCGCUCCGCUGGCGGCCGCGUCCACGACCGACGUCACACCUGUCGCGGCCUCUUGGCCGCUUUCUCGCCGCCGGCCCGCGCUGUCCCCGAGCGCAGGCCCUGCUCCUGCCCACCCUGUUCCCCAGCCCCGCCUGCUUCGUUCCUCCCUUCCUGCGUACUUGGCCCUCAGGGUGGGGGCCGGCUGGGCGUGAUCAGGGAUUCUACAGCCUCCGAGAACUGGAUCAUCUCCAUGCUGACCUAGGGCUCGGCCAUGGAGCCGGGCCCAGGAUUCACGGUCCCGACUCCAGUUCACGCCGCCCCGGCUCCAGGGAGUGGGGUGCGAGCUGCUCCUCUGACCCCGUGCCAGGCUACGAGGUCCCCAGCGCCCCGAUCCGAGCCACCCCUCCCUCAUCUGGCACCUAGGGCAUCGCCACGGACUGAGGCCCGGCCUUGGGAGCCCUGCUCUGUAAUAAAGGACUGGGGACCGUGGGGUCCAAACCCAGAA
Molecule: messenger RNA, 2280 nt
Organism: Bubalus bubalis (water buffalo)
Lineage: Eukaryota; Metazoa; Chordata; Mammalia; Artiodactyla; Bovidae
Gene: ZBTB45
Product: zinc finger and BTB domain containing 45
Exons: 3
Coding region: 69-1754 (561 amino acids)
Biological process (GO): regulation of cytokine production; negative regulation of transcription by RNA polymerase II; regulation of immune system process
Molecular function (GO): protein binding
Source: RefSeq, a predicted model, not a curated record